AUGACUACUUUUGAUUCUAAAUAUGAUAUGUUUCCUGCUGGUGAUGUUGGGGUAGUGGAAGGAGAAAUGAAUAUUCCAUCUAGAGGAGUCCCUUCUGGAGAGAAUAUGGAAUUCAAUACUCUCGAUGAACCAAUUAAAGAAACAUUUAUGCGAGACCUGAGAGCUGUUGGAAACAAAUUUUAUCAUGUUCUUAUACCAAGGGAAAAAACUAGCCUAUUAAAGGAGUGGGACUUAUGGGGUCCAUUGUUAUUGUGUACCCUCAUGGCCACCAUCCUGCAAGGUUCGACAGAACGCGCUGACAACUCCAACGACGGGGGCCCGGAGUUUGCUGAGGUCUUUGUACUCGUAUGGAUCGGAGCCGCUAUUGUGACCGCUAAUUCCAAGCUCUUAGGUGGUAACAUAUCAUUUUUCCAAUCCGUGUGCGUCCUGGGCUACUGUCUGUUUCCCAUCGCGUUGGCGCUUGUCAUCUGCCGCAUCAUUUUGUUCACCACACAGAAUUCAUUUCUCUUCUUCCUGAGAUUAGUUAUUUCAAUGGUGGGCUUCGUUUGGGCAACAUUUGCGGCGACCAAGUUCCUCGGAGACAGUCAACCGGAAGGCAAAAAAGGACUGGCGGUGUAUCCAAUAUGUUUGUUCUACUUCAUUUUAUCGUGGCUGGUUGUCUCUCACAGUAACGUUUAA
This is a messenger RNA of Parnassius mnemosyne (clouded apollo), 678 nucleotides long. NCBI's taxonomy places the organism in Eukaryota, Metazoa, Arthropoda, Insecta, Lepidoptera, Papilionidae. The record is from the annotation of a GenBank genome assembly.